Messenger RNA from Crotalus tigris (Tiger rattlesnake), 3696 nucleotides. RefSeq names its product transmembrane protease serine 11E-like. The transcript is spliced from 12 exons. Lineage: Eukaryota; Metazoa; Chordata; Lepidosauria; Squamata; Viperidae. Gene Ontology annotation, molecular function: serine-type endopeptidase activity. Gene Ontology annotation, biological process: proteolysis. The coding region runs from base 270 to 1550 and encodes 426 amino acids. The record is from RefSeq and is a predicted model, not a curated record. Gene Ontology annotation, cellular component: extracellular region; plasma membrane.
AUCUAGUCCUUGCAGUGAUGCCACACUACCUACUGUGGACGCAGACCAGCACAGAAGGAGCUGCUCGGCUACAGCUGGCACCAACAGAUCUGGCAAAAUCCCUGAACUAAGCAUGAGAUGCAGAUCUUGAGUUGCAGGCUCUCUUGAUUUGGCCACAGGGAGGAGUAAGACAGAGUGACAGCUCAGCAUAUUGCAUCACAUCGUUUGUAUCAGGUAUCAUCAAUGCCUUGAAGUGAUGUCAGCUCUAAAAGUAAUUUCUUACUGAAGACAUGAAUGCUACCAGUAGGUGUUUCUACACAGGAAUGGCUAGGUCAAGAACUAGACCUUGGGAGCCAUGGAUGAUUGCUUUGAUUGUGUUAGCGAUAUUGCUGAUCUUAGCCACUGCCAUUGGCUUGCUUGUGUACUUUUUGAUAUAUGAUCAGAAGUUAUUCUUUUACGAUGCUUCCUUUAGAAUCAAUAAUGUGAAAUAUCAGCCUAACUUUGAAAAACAGACUUCAGCAGAAUUUAGAGAACUGAGCAGAAGUAUUGAGAUUUUGAUUAAACAAGCAUUUCAAGCUAGUCCCUUAGAAAAAAGGCUCAUUAAUUCACGUGUUGUCAGGCUAAGCCCAGGGAAUGAAGGUGUCCUGGUAGAUGUGGUGCUGAUAUUUAAGUUCAUUGCCACAGAUAAUAAAGAGAUACUCUGGACAAAUAUUUAUCAUAUUUUGCUGAAAAAACUGAAAGCAUCAACAUGGCCCUUAAGUAUUGAUCUUUCUUCUUAUAAGCUCUCAGAGAUAAAUGAAGAAAAUGGUACAAAUCUUCUUAACAGUUUAGGUUGUGGGACACGACUGGACAGAUCUGUGGAGAGAAUCUAUGGAGGAACUAUUGCAGGGGAAGGGGAAUGGCCCUGGCAAGCUAGUCUCCAGCUGAAUGGCAUUCACCGUUGUGGAGCAACGCUGAUCAGCAAUAACUGGCUUGUGACUGCUGCUCAUUGUUUUAGAGGUGUCCGAGAUGUUAGAAGUUGGACAAGUAGUUUUGGGGCUCGUCUAAGACCUCCAACAAUGAGAAGGAAUCUUCGCCAGAUCAUCGUUCAUGAUCAUUAUGCCAAUAAUGUCAUGAAUCAUGAAUUUGAUAUUGCUGUUGUACAGAUUUCACCCCCAGUGGAAUUUACAACUGCUGUACAUCGUGUUUGUCUUCCAGAAACUUCAUAUAUUUUUCCAGAGAAUACAACUUGUGCUGUUACAGGAUUUGGUGCUCUUAGAGAUGACGGUCCCAGUGUUGGUGAACUUCGUCAAACAGAAGUGAAAAUUAUAGGUAAUGAAAUUUGCAACAGAAGAGAAGUGUAUAAUGGAGCCAUUUCACCUGGAAUGCUCUGUGCUGGAUACCUGGAAGGAGGAAGUGAUGCUUGUCAGGGUGACUCUGGUGGACCAUUGGUUACAUCUGAUUCAAGAGGAAUAUGGUAUCUUGUUGGCAUUGUAAGCUGGGGAGAUGAAUGUGCUAAGCCAAAUAAACCUGGAGUCUAUACACGAGUUACUUACUAUCGAGAUUGGAUUGCUUUCCAUACAGGAAUCUGAAAUAAUGACGAGUAACUUUAUAUUAAUGUAUGAAAUCCAAGCCCUAGAUUUCCUGCAUCCACCCUGAGAUGGAGCCACUCACUCCCCAAGCUAUUGCACCAGCAGAAAAGCAGACUGGCAAACUGGCAUGCUGGCAAGGAGAGGGCCAUCACAGAGGCCCAGAUGUCACUCUCUCUUGAGCACACUCACAUUUGCUACUCUUUUCUUCUCUCCUCCUCACUCCUUGCUCAGCUUGGAUUCUGCUCACCUCCUCACUUGCAUGCAUGUGCACAAUCCCGCCCCUCUGCUCGUUACGGUGACCCAACUUACGGUUGGAAGUUUGAAGGCUUUUGUUCACUUAAACGAUGAACUCCCAGGUGACAUCUCAUGGAAUCCUAGGGUUCCACAGAACCUCGGUUGAGAAACCUUGAUCUAGAUACAAGAGAUGUGCUUGUAUGCAAGAGAAUGAAACUUAAAUAACCGUCUAGGUCAGAGGUCCCCAACCUUUUUGGCACCAGGGACUGGUUAUGUGGAGAGAGGUUUUCUGCAGACCAGAGGGGGCGUGGUUUUGUGUUCUGCCUGCAUCUUGCGGAUGGGGCUUUGCUUGUUUGUGCGGGUCGGUUGCUGGCAUGCCACGGACCGGUACUAGUCCACGGACCGGAAUUUGGGGAUCCCUGAUGUAGGUGGUUAUUUAAACAGCAGUGGCUGUUUUCAAAAGUAUCUCUGGAAUCUUUAUCAGCCUAUAAAGUUAUUGUUAUAAAUAUUUUCUCAGCCUAUUGCAUAGAUGAAAUACAUCUUGAUUAACUAGAUUUAUAGUUACAAUGUACUGCUCACAUUCCACUAGACUAAAAUUUCAAAGACUUUCAUCCCUUAUUUGGCUAAAUCUAAUGAAAUCUAUGUAACAGGUUUAUUUGCUGAAUAGUGAUAAAUAAAGUAUAGUGGAAAUAUAAGUGCUGACAGUAAUACAUAUUUACAGACUUCUGGAUUAUACCAGAAAAGCUACCAUACCCUUUGCUCACAUUUAAAUGCUAUGAUUCAAUUGUGUAUAUUCAAACUGUUCAAACUACUAUGCCUACUGCAGGGAAAACAAACAAACCAUUGAACGGGGGAGUCCAGUACUCAGGAAUAAUAUCCUUUAGGGCAAGCUUAGAAAACAACAACAAUAAAUCCUUAUUUUUCUAAGCUAAAAUCAUUCAGGUUAAUAAUAUCUCUGUCCUGCCAAUAUUAAGCAGCUUAAAAGAAUUCCUUUCUAACAUGAAGGGACCAUAUCUAAGGAUAUGUAGAUAGGGAAGAAGACUUAUAUGAAUCUUCUUUAUUCUUAUAUUUAAAAUCCUCCAUCUUUACAUAGACCUUUUUUAUUCCAAGCAACCAAGGACUGUCAGAAAAUCAUUCAACAUCAACAGACUAUAAGACCCAGACCAAGUCCAACUCUUUCAAGAUGACCUGCCCCUUCUACUGAUGAAAUCAAGAAAGUGAUCUCACAGAGGAACUCAAAUAAAACAACAGAGCUGAGUGGCAUUCCUGCACUAGAUGCAAACACCUUGCAAGCAUUCCAAGAUGCUUUGGAAAACAUUUGGUCCAUGGAGGAGAUGUCUGAAGACCUCAGUGAUACCUUCAUUGUGUCUUCUAUAAAAACUAGGGAAGCAAAUUAGAUACUACAAAGAUAUCUUGUUGUUGUCCACUGCAGACAAAAUCUUUGCCCACAUUUUUCUGAACAGAAUAAUAAAACAUCUCUUUUUUUCAGCUAAAGUAGGCUGCUUUAAUAAAAAAAAAUUGAUAUUCCACUUUUGUAUUCACCUGAUAUUCAAGGCAGUUACCAAUUAAAAUAUAGAACAUAAAAUACAAUUUAUUUAUUUUUUAAAAUGAAAAUGAUUAACAACUAAAAGUCUGAGGUAGCUGGAAAUUCAUUUUUGUAUUAAAAAAAUGAAGAAACAUUGAAACAUAAUUCCUGAACUGAGAGAGAUAUCUUGCUCUGUAAUUCUAGGUGUAUUUAUUAUUUAUUGUGUAUUUAUGGUUGGCUCUUGUUGGCUGAACUUGAGAUUUUAGAGAACAAAGUGCAUAAAUUUAAUCAACUUGAAGGUAGUCCAACCUUGUAGGAGCAACAUUGCCUCCAGUACAUAUGAGCUUCCUAAUGCAAAAAGAUAGGAAAAUGAUAUGAGAGAGAGAG